Molecule: messenger RNA, 908 nt
Organism: Periconia digitata
Lineage: Eukaryota; Fungi; Ascomycota; Dothideomycetes; Pleosporales; Periconiaceae
Source: the annotation of a GenBank genome assembly
CUUAUCAACCCAAAUAUCAAUACACAACAACUUAUCAAUCCAUCUACAAGAACUACCAAAUUGAGAAAUUCAAAAAUGACUUCACGCGUCGAAGACACCCCAGAAUACAAGGCAGCGCAGAGCAUGAUUGCCGACCUCAAGAACCAACUCGAAGCCAAAGACCGAGAGCUAGCUCUCGCAAAUGCUGCUAAGGAGGAGGCCCAACAAGCAGUCAAACGACUGCAGGAAGAGGUCGCUGACAAGGACGACGAUCUAUCUCUGUCGAACGAUAGGCACAAGCUGCUUCUCGAGAUCAUCGACAUCCAGAAGGAAGAACUCGCGACCUACAAAGAGGCAAACGACGUGGAUUUCCAAAUGGUGGAGAUCUUGGGAGCAGAGAUCAUUGGGAAGGAGAACUCGGGUAAUGAGGAUGAUGCGGAUGAUGAGGAUGAGGAUGAGGAUGAGGAUGAUGAGUCAGUUUUUGCAUAGCAACUAAAGACAAGUUGGGAUGGGAUCUUUCUGGUGCGACAGCAGGUUUCGCUUGGUUGCGCUCCUGUUUCUCAUCUUGAGUCUCGCUGGUGUACGAGGAAAUACCGAGCAUUUCCUCUUGGUAUCAAUCUUAAUCGCUUUGUCCUCAUCUGGUGUUUUGUAUCAAGGCUGGCUUAUUUCCCAAUCCCAAUGAAAUUUACGACUGAUAAUGACCAAGACCAUAUAAACAUCCCCAAUUUUUUAUUGUGUUGAUCCCCGAGACAAUCUUUACAUCUUUAUAUACGUUUGAUUAUGUUUCAUUCCCUCUCAAAUUUAGUAGUGAUCAAUUAUAUGCUGACAAUAAUACUCUACUCGAACACGAUUCUAAGAAAAGCAGAUGUUGGGCUAUGCUACAUAAUGUACUCCUAAAGUUAUCUUUUACUUCAGGUACGUUGCUCCAC